UCAGCUCUCCAGAGCAGGAGUGUUACUGUUCUUUAGACCGUCAAAAGCGACGUCGUUUAGUCUUCCAUAUACUUACCCUAAUUUCAAAAUUGGGAGCGCCUAUUCAGAGAUGAGAAUGAAGAAGAAAGAGAGAGAAGUCGAAGAGUUGAGUGAAGAAGAAAAGAAAGCUCUUAGAGGUAGCAAAUUCGCACCUCUCCCAUCGUUACCUUCUUCUUCUCGUCCCCAAACCAGGUUGGCUCACCCAGGGGGACCAUUGACGACGAAUAAGGCAGCGGCCUUAGCAAAGUUUCUGGAGAGAAAGCUUCAAGAUCCCAAUGGGUUGGCAUCCAUUAAUCCAGAUCUUCUCGAGCGCGCCGUCAAAAAUGCCAAAGAGACUAUUCUUGCGAGUGCCUCAAGCUCAGGAAGAAUUAUUAAACAUGUAGAUUCAUUUGGUGACACUGAGGAAAGUUUGGAAGAAGAGAAAGAAGAAAGUUCUGAACCAAAGAAACAAAAGAAAAAGAACAAGAAAAAGAAGAGAAAAAACAAAAACGAGAAGGAUCAAGCGGGUACGUUGAUCAAAAAGCCCAAGAAGAAGUUUAAAUUUUGAUAGGGAUUGGGAUUUGCGAUUUCAACUAAUAGCCUUUCAAUUGAGAAUUGAGAGCUAUCAUGUAAGGAAACCGCCCUCACAAGCACAACAAUGUCAUUUGACAAUUUGAUUUAAACUUCUGCCUUAAAAAGUAAUAUAAUAGUUUUAGCAUUGUUUCUGAACUUUUUGUUUAGCUUUGUAUUGUCUGUGAAUGAAAUACGUUGUUAUGAAUUACUUGCUUA
This is a messenger RNA of Humulus lupulus (European hop), 807 nucleotides long. RefSeq names its product putative OVARIAN TUMOR DOMAIN-containing deubiquitinating enzyme 8. The transcript has 5 exons. The coding region runs from base 110 to 586 and encodes 158 amino acids. Lineage: Eukaryota; Viridiplantae; Streptophyta; Magnoliopsida; Rosales; Cannabaceae. The record is from RefSeq and is a predicted model, not a curated record.